GUUGCAAGAAGAAUUUCUUACCAUCUCAACCUAGUAAGUUUUGUUAUGCAAUGCACUUUCGUCUUUAUUUAUAGUAAUAAAUUGUUGUCUUUUGUUUAAACUCGCUCAUUUCUUUUGUAGCUCUACAAUAGAGAAAUUUCUUGCCUUUUGUUUAAACAAAACCGAAAGUGAUGAAGCACCAAUUGAAGUUCACUUGUUUGUUUCACAAAAUCAAUUCCAAGCUACUUCUGUGUUCUAAUUUGUAAUACUUGAUGAAUGGAAGUCUUGACUUGUAUGUACUGAACUUAUUUGUUUGACGUUGUAACCUAUGUACGUGAAACUAUUUUAAUGUAACUGUAUGAAUUUAGAGUAUUGCGUUGUUGACUUUUUUCAUUUAAACUUGACUUUUCUACUGUACAGAUGAUUUUUUAUGACAUGAUAAAGACACCCCCUUGGCCAAUUUUCUGGCUCCGCCACUGCUUGCAAAGUUUGUGUGGCAGCUCGUUUUGUUGGCUUGUUGAGCUCAACUCGUGAGUUAGAAGUUGGUUUGAUAGUAUGACUAGCAAUCCACCUCAACUAGCAGUAGAUGAACGAAUUGGUUAAUAGCUAAUCAAUGACUUGUUCAUAAUUUAUUUGUGAGAACUCAUUUCUUGAAUAAUUUCUUGAAUUAUUGGAUAUUCUCGGAUAUUUCGAAAAGGUUGGUUAGGAUUGGAAAGGUGGGUCAAAAGCAGCUAGGGACAUGGGAGGCGAGAAGAAGACCACGAGUUAACUUCACCACAUGACGGUUUUUACGCUCAACUAAUCCAUUUUGCUGAGAUACACCGGGACACGAUUUUUUACUUAAAAUUUCCAUAGACCGAUAUACCUCAUGGAGAGGAAUGGAGCUAAACUCGCCACCUGGGUCAGGACGAAUGAUCUUGACAGUACGAUCAAAUUGAGUUUGAAUCAUUUUUAAAAACUCAAUUGCCACAACACGAAGAUCAGAUUUAAGACGAAGGAAAUAAACCCAAGUAAAACAAGUAGCAUGAUCAAUGAAAAGAGCACAAUAUUUAUAUCCAUGAUGAGAAAUAGUGGGCGAAGGACCCCCAAUGAUCAGUAUGGAUAAUAGGAAAAGGCUUAGUAAUGAUCGUGAUGCUCGAGGGAAAAGAAGAACUAGUUGAUUUGGCCUCAACACAACUGGGACAUAAAUGUUUGGCAGAAAUCCCAACAUUGUUUUAACCAAGCAAAGACUGCUGAAACAUCGUUACAAGACGUUCUGAAGGAGGGUGACCCACACGAGAGUGCCAAAGACUCCAAUUAUUUUCUGACUGACCCGGAAAGGUGAGAAACAAAGAGGUACCAUGACCAGCAUAUGACAAAGACUGACUCGGACUACUGACAGGUGAACUAUGACUACUGAUGACCAAUGACGAAGGAUGAUGGUGCAGUUCUUCCAUAUGAAAAAUCCUUCCAAGUUUACUCCCCCUUCUGAUCUGCCUCCCCGUCUUCAGAUCAUGUACAAAACAUCCAGAGGGUGCGAACAAAACAGAACACCCUUGCUCAGUAAGCUGGCCCACAGACACUAAAUUAGGCACAAGAUCAGGAACAUGAAGAGUGUCCGGUAAAGCUAGACGACCACUCGACAUAGACCCAAUUCUCUCAACCCUCAAUUGUUCACCAUUUGCAACUUUCAAUGCCAUAUUUUUAACCGAAGUGGCAUUCUUAAGAUGACUCACAUCAUGCGUCAUAUGGUUAAAACAUGCUGAAUCUAAUAACCAGGGAGAACGUUUACCAGAAAUAUGAAGGGUGGCAAAGGCAACAUUGAUGGCGUUGGGAAGAGAUUUUUGUAAUGCCGCAUUAACUAGUUGUUCCACAGCUACCAAAGACAUCCAAGAGUUGCUGCUGGCCUCCGCUGGAGUGGUAGCAAAAGCUGGACGUGAAGACCUCUCACCCCACGUUCUGCCUAAGCUGGACGUGAAGACUGAAGACCUCUCCCUGUCCACCUGCGUGAGCUUCAUUACGCUGACGGAAUCGACAGUCAAGGAUUAUGUGACCCGGGCGUUUGCAAUAAACAAAAUAAUUGCAUUUGCAGCAAUGUUGUUGGUAGUGAUAUUUCUCCCAACAAUGAUGGCAAAUGAUCUCAGUGGGAGGGAUAAUUUGCUGAAAUUCGGGUCGACUAACAACAUAGGAAGAAGAGUUCGAAGCUGGAGCCACAAUGACCGCCUCCCCUUCACCUGGCCGGAGGUCGAGUUGGGCUUGAGUACGAAGCCUUAUUUCUUCUCGAACAAGCUAUCCCAAAAUGCCUUCAAAGCUCAGCUUAGCCUUAUUCAACAACACAGAAUGAACAGCUUCGAACUCAGGACGUAAUCGCAUCAGUAACGGGAGAACACAAGUCUGGACUCUCUCCUUGAGAACAUCUUCAGUGGGAGGAGUGGAACGCAAAAUGGCAGACAACAAAUUUUGUUUCGUCCACAUCUCCUGAGCAAGGUUGAAAUACUCAGUAAUAGAUCGGUCACCCAGCUCCAGACGAGCUAAGGACUCUUGAACUUCAAAUUGAUGGGCAAUACUGGUUGUCAAGUACAAAGAAGCUAGAUGCCUCCACAUUCUGUUCGCCAUGGGAAACAGUCGAAGGCUGAGACAGGCCGACGACUCUACACAUCCAAGAAGCUAGGAUCGGACUCUGGCAUCGUUCUAAUUCCAUGUUGCUAUCUCUUGAGCAGUCGCGGUUGUAGCUGGCGGUCGCACAAUGCCAUCAAGGACUUCUAGAAAGUCGCGUCCCUCGACAAAGACAUAGAUUUGAAAUACCCACAAAGCAUAGUUUGUGGAAUUAAAACGAAUGCCAAGUUUAUCAGAUUCCAUGGCAGGCUCUGAUACCAUGUAAGACAAAUCAGACUAAACGAAGGAAAGUAAACAGACACCAUAUUUACGUGGUAUCAUUGGAAACCCAGGACUAAUCCACGUAAGGGUUUGAACCCUUCGAAACUUCAGAACUAGUUUACUGGAAGUAUGUUCGUGUGUGUGUUACAGCCAAAGUACUCUCCUCACACACUAUAUCAGCCAAGCUUGCUAACCCUAGCUAGGAGACUCACGUAUGCCCUCCUCGCUCUACAUGGGCUACGUGUUACAUGGACCAAUCACCAUCUAUGUACAAUAAAUGGGCUGCUGUACAACGAAAGAAAAGCUUACUAACUACAGCAACAAUCAUCACACGUCCAAUGCUGCUAACCCCUAGCACGUGGCGUUGAUCCUCCUCCCAACAAUAGGUGGGAGGACCUUAUCUGUUUUGCUGCAAACUAGGAGCACCCUCCACCUUUUCUGGCUGAUAAACCCAUGGGUUUGGGUUUGACAAAACCCGCCCCAACCCGACCCAUUGCCAUCCCAAGUUCCAUAGCCUUCCCAAUUCAAGAUCAACCCUACCGCUAUAUCAUAUUCUCGAAUCUCUUUCCACCAUCCCAACCAUUUCCAACACCUAAAUUGCAGUUCCCAUGAAUCACAACCUCCCUUCAGAUAUUUAAAGCUAGGGAAAACCAUAAGAAUCCGGAGAAGCGUUUAAAUCAAACUCACCUAAUUUUUCAGUUUUUCAUUUCCUUGACGGGACAAUAACAAUGUGCCUUUGACUUCUUCUUGCUAACCUUAGGAGACUCACGUAUGCCCUCCUCACUCUGCAUGGGCUACGUGUUACAUGGUCCAAUCACAAUCUAUGGACAAUAAAUGGGUUGUUGUACAACUGUACAAAAGAAAAGCCUACUAACUAUAACAACAAUCAUCACACGUCCAAUGUUGCUAACACCUUGCACGUGGCGUUAAUCCUAGCCGUUGGGAGGACCUUAUCUUUUUUGCUGCAAACUAGGAGCACCCUGCACCCUUCCUACGUGGACGCACCCCAUUCGUUGCCUUUUCUUUUUCAAUUUUUUUUGAACUUUUUGUAUUUAGUGGCUAACGGAACUGUCUUCCUCUGACGACAUAAUUUACCUUCUCUCUCGUCCGUCACAUGACUGCUCUCAGCUCCAAUAUUUUGCCCUCAAUCUUUCAUACUUAAAAAGGUUGCACUUCUACCAAAAUAAAAAGAUUGCACUGCG
Molecule: messenger RNA, 4037 nt
Organism: Linum trigynum
Lineage: Eukaryota; Viridiplantae; Streptophyta; Magnoliopsida; Malpighiales; Linaceae
Source: the annotation of a GenBank genome assembly